UCUGCGACAGUGUAUAAACCACACACGCCGACAAUCCAUUUGCUGUUGGUGGAUUUUAACUCAUUUCUGUCGAUACUAGAUUUAAGUUUUGAGAUGACGAUGGACCUGACAUUCCUGGGGACGGGGUCUGCGUAUCCGUCCCCUCACCGUGGGGCUUCUGCGCUCGUGCUCAGGACGGAAGGAGAAUGUUGGCUGUUUGAUUGCGGAGAAGGAACGCAGACUCAGAUGAUGAGAAGCUCACUGAAGGCUAGUCGCAUCACCAAAGUGUUCAUCUCCCACCUCCACGGGGAUCACCUGUUCGGUCUCCCUGGGUUGUUGUGCACUGUAAGCCUCAACACCAGCCCCACCCAGCCCCCAGCUUGUGUGGAUAUUUACGGUCCCCGCGGUCUUAGGAAGUUUCUCCGGGUAGCCCUGGAGCUUACCUCCUCCCAGCUUCUCUUCCCCUACGCAGUCCAUGAGCUGGAGCCUACCCCGGACCAGAGCCCCCCGGACGGACACCUCAGCCCAGAGACCACCGCCGACUCUGGGCCUCUCCACCCUCAGGAGCUGCCCGGUCGGACGGUUGUCCUGGAUGUCACUCGUGACUGCUACGUUCUUCUGGAGGACCAGCAGUUUGUGGUGUUGGCUUUCCGGUUGUUUCACAGGGUCCCGUCUUUCGGCUUCUCCGUGCAGGAACGGGACCGUCCUGGAAGACUGAACGCCGAACUACUGAAAGAGCUUGGUGUGCGUCCCGGCCCAGUGUUCGGGCGUCUGAAGGCAGGUGAGACGGUGACGUUGGAGGGUGGCCGGACGGUGACCCCCAAGGAGGUACUGGAGGAUCCCAUCCCAGGCAGGAAGGUGUGCAUCCUGGGCGACUGCUCCUCGCCGCUGGGAGGGGGUCUCCAGGGGGCGUGUCAGGGGGCGGACCUCCUGGUCCAUGAGGCCACGCUGGGGGACCAGCAGCGGGAGAAGGCGGUGGAGCGUGGGCACAGCACGCCCGGCAUGGCGGCGGAGGUGGCUCGCUCGUGCGGGGUGAGGCGGCUGGUUCUUUACCACUUCAGCCAGAGGUUCCGGCCGCUGGCGGCGAGGGGGGAGGGGGAGGAGGGAGGAGGGAGGGCGAGGAGGGAGGGGGAGGAGGAUGUGGGGGAGCUGGGGAGGCAGGCGGAGGAGGCGCUGCUGGGGACUGGGAUAGAGGUCACCCUGGCCGAGGACUUCCUCACCCUGCCCAUUCCCCUCAAACGACCCAACUGAAACCUUGUAUGCUUUUAUAAUGUUAUGAUUCCUGCUGCAUGCUUGUAACAAUAUGAUCCCAUUAAAACCUUGUGCAGACUAAUGCCCUUAUAAUGCUAUGAUUGUCCCUUAUUACCCCCAUUGAAACCUUUUAUAGACUUAUACACUUAUAAUGUUAUGAUUUGUGCCACUGUGUGUCCGUUAUGACUGAGUCUUUUGU
Molecule: messenger RNA, 1429 nt
Organism: Osmerus eperlanus (European smelt)
Lineage: Eukaryota; Metazoa; Chordata; Actinopteri; Osmeriformes; Osmeridae
Gene: elac1
Product: elaC ribonuclease Z 1
Exons: 3
Coding region: 94-1230 (378 amino acids)
Cellular component (GO): nucleus
Molecular function (GO): 3'-tRNA processing endoribonuclease activity
Source: RefSeq, a predicted model, not a curated record